Microtus ochrogaster (prairie vole) is the source of this 8112-nucleotide messenger RNA. It is a transcript of the gene Kat6b, whose product is annotated as lysine acetyltransferase 6B. Gene Ontology annotation, molecular function: DNA binding; transcription coregulator activity; histone H3 acetyltransferase activity. Gene Ontology annotation, biological process: regulation of transcription by RNA polymerase II; nucleosome assembly. The record is from RefSeq and is a predicted model, not a curated record. Gene Ontology annotation, cellular component: MOZ/MORF histone acetyltransferase complex; nucleus; nucleosome. NCBI's taxonomy places the organism in Eukaryota, Metazoa, Chordata, Mammalia, Rodentia, Cricetidae.
AGGUGGAAGUAGAGGUGGCGCGGUGUCUGCGAGCGAGAAAAAGGGCUGGACCAAUAGGUGCCCGGAAGAGGCGGGCCCCGCGGUCUGUUGAUUGGUACUGGCAGCCGACCCUCCCCCGGGGUGGUGCCGGAGGUGUUGGGGGGGGUGAUGGGUCGAGAGGUGUGUCUAUGUGGAGGCGAGAUGACCGGCAGGAACUUGCCCCAAUGGGGGGCAGAGUGCUUAGUGAGCGGGUGACGGACAGACCUGUAGGCCAACGGUUGGCCUUAAGUGUUCGCGGUCCUGUCCAAUGGAACGGCGCCGGGGCGGGGCCGCGGCUCGGGUUUAAUGAGACUCCAUUGGGCUGUAAUCAGUGUCAUGUCGGAUUCAUGUCAACGACAACAACAGGGGGACACAAAAUGGCGGCGGCUUAGCUCCUACCCCUGGCGGCGGCGGCAGCGGUGGCGGGGUCGACGGCACCUCCUCCAGGCGGCAGCCGCGGCUUCUUUCUCAGGCAGCGGCAGCGCCCCCGGCAGGCGCGGUGGUGGUGGCGCGCGGCCAGGUCUUGAUUUCCUAAAGAUGUCUUUCACUUGAAGAGUACAGUCCUUUCCAUUGUCCACGUCGCCUGGCUGUCCUCUUCAUCUCUUAAGGAUGCUUGUCCCUAAGAUGUUGCUUGACAUGGGCUGGGAUCCUUUGCCUCUUUGUUGAAUUGUGACUUUCAAAUGUGCAGGUUGUGUUAAGUACAAGGAGAACCUCUAUGGGUCACGUCUCUGUUGGAGAAGUCAUUUGUCAACCAUGGUAAAACUUGCAAACCCACUUUACACAGAGUGGAUCCUUGAAGCAGUGCAGAAAAUCAAAAAGCAAAAGCAACGGCCCUCUGAAGAGAGAAUCUGCCAUGCGGUCAGCACGUCCCAUGGGUUGGAUAAGAAGACAGUCUCUGAACAGCUGGAGCUCAGUGUUCAGGAUGGCUCAGUUCUCAAAGUCACCAACAAAGGCCUUGCUUCCUAUAAGGACCCAGACAAUCCUGGGCGUUUUACAGCAGUUAAACCAGGCACUUUCCCCAAGUCAACCAAGGGGUCUAAAGGACCAUGUAAUGAUCUGCGCAAUGUGGAUUGGAACAGACUUUUAAAGAGAGCAAUCGAAGGCCUUGAGGAGUCAAAUGGCUCCUCCUUGAAGAACAUCGAGAAGUAUCUCAGAAGUCAGAGUGAUCUCACAGGCACCACCAACCACCCAGCCUUUCAGCAGAGGCUCCGACUAGGGGCCAAGCGCGCUGUCAACAAUGGGAGGUUACUGAAGGAAGGACCACAGUACAGGGUCAACUAUGGGAACUCCGAUGGCAAAGGAGUGCUCCAGUAUCCCAGUGCUUUCCCAUCCUCACUCCCGCCUGUCAGCCUUCUGCCCCAUGAGAAAGACCAGCCCCGUGCCGAUCCCAUUCCAAUCUGUAGUUUCUGUCUGGGAACUAAGGAGUCCAAUCGUGAGAAGAAACCAGAAGAACUCCUGUCUUGUGCAGACUGUGGCAGCAGCGGACACCCAUCCUGUUUGAAAUUUUGUCCCGAAUUAACCGCAAAUGUGAAGGCCUUGAGAUGGCAGUGCAUCGAGUGCAAGACAUGCAGCGCAUGUCGGGUCCAGGGCAAGAAUGCAGAUAAUAUGCUUUUUUGUGAUUCCUGUGAUAGAGGAUUCCAUAUGGAGUGCUGUGACCCACCACUUUCCAGAAUGCCAAAAGGGAUGUGGAUUUGCCAAGUCUGCAGACCAAAGAAAAAGGGAAGAGAACUGCUCCAUGAGAAAGCCGCACAAAUAAAACGACGAUAUGCAAAGCCCAUUGGACGGCCGAAAAAUACAUUAAAGCAACGAUUGUUGUCUGUAACCAGUGAUGAAGGAUCCAUGAAUGCAUUCACAGGAAGGGGGUCACCUGGUAGGGGUCAAAAGACUAAAGUCUGUACCACACCUCCAUCUGGUCAUGCUGCGUCUGGGAAGGACUCAAGCAGCAGAUUGGCUGUUACAGACCCCACUCGGCCUGGUGCCACCACCAAAAUCACCACCACCUCCACCUACAUUUCUGCCUCUACACUUAAAGUUAACAAGAAAACCAAAGGGCUCAUUGAUGGCCUUACUAAGUUUUUUACACCAUCACCUGAUGGUCGCAGAUCACGAGGUGAAAUAAUAGACUUUUCAAAGCACUAUCGUCCAAGGAAAAAGGUCUCUCAGAAACAGUCAUGCACUUCUCAUGUGUUGGCUACAGGUACCACACAACAGUUAAAACCUCCACCUUCUUCACCUCCACUCCCAACCCCCACCUCUGGUCAGAGCCCCGGUUCACAAAACUCUACCCAGAGUUUCUCCAGCCAGUCCAGUGGGCCCUCCUUCAGCAGUGUCACUAACAACAGCCAGCUGAAGGCUCUCUUUGAUGGACUUUCUCAUAUCUAUACCACUCAGGGACAGUCUCGACAAAAGGGACACCCGAGUUAUACAGCACCCAAACGCAUGCGUCGUAAAACUGAAUUCUCUUCCACGGCAAAGGCUAAAGCCCAUUUCUUUGGAAAAAGAGACGUUAGGAGCAGGUUUCUUUCUUGCUCCUCCUCUAGCUGGGGGAUGACUAGACGACAUAUUUUUAAAGCCAUUGCUUACUUCAAGCGAACAACUUUUCUUAAAAAGCACAGGAUGCUAGGCAGAUUAAAAUAUAAAGUGACCCCUCAGAUGGGGACCCCGUCAUCAGGGAAGGGGAACUUGGCAGACGGAAGGAUUAACCCUGAUCAGGAUGAUGAUACUGAACUUAAAAUAAGCAUCAAACAAGAAAGUACAGAUGUAAAUGUGAUCGGAAACAAGGAUGUUGUGACUGAAGAAGAUCUGGACGUUUUUAAGCAGGCCCGGGAACUGUCUUGGGAGAAAAUAGAGUAUGAAAGUGGAGUGGAAGACUGUGGUCGGUACCCUUCAGUAAUAGAGUUUGGAAAAUAUGAAAUCCAAACCUGGUACUCCUCGCCUUACCCACAGGAAUAUGCAAGAUUACCAAAGCUCUACCUGUGUGAAUUCUGUCUUAAGUAUAUGAAGAGUAAAAAGAUUUUGCUAAGACACUCCAAAAAGUGUGGAUGGUUUCAUCCUCCUGCCAAUGAAAUUUACCGAAGGAAAGACCUUUCAGUAUUUGAGGUUGAUGGGAAUAUGAGCAAAAUUUAUUGCCAAAACCUUUGCUUGUUAGCCAAGCUCUUCCUGGACCACAAAACAUUGUAUUAUGAUGUCGAGCCUUUCCUUUUUUAUGUCCUUACAAAAAAUGAUGAAAAAGGCUGUCAUCUGGUUGGAUACUUCUCUAAGGAAAAGCUUUGCCAGCAGAAGUAUAAUGUCUCCUGCAUAAUGAUCAUGCCCCAGCACCAAAGGCAAGGGUUUGGACGGUUUCUCAUUGAUUUCAGCUAUUUGCUUUCUAGAAGAGAAGGCCAAGCAGGGUCUCCCGAAAAGCCACUUUCUGAUCUGGGCCGUCUCUCCUACCUGGCCUACUGGAAGAGUGUCAUCUUGGAAUACCUCUACCACCACCAUGAGAGGCACGUUAGCAUCAAGGCCAUUAGCAGGGCCACAGGCAUGUGCCCACACGACAUUGCCACCACCCUGCAGCACCUCCACAUGAUCGACAGGAGAGAUGGCAGGUUUGUCAUCAUUCGAAGGGAAAAGUUGAUAUUGGGUCACAUGGAAAAACUGAAAAACUGUUCCCGACCCAAUGAACUUGAUCCAGAGAGUCUAAGAUGGACCCCCAUUUUAAUUUCUAAUGCUGUGGUUUCUGAAGAAGAGCGGGAAGCUGAAAAGGAGGCUGAACGACUAAUGGAACAAGCCAGCUGCUGGGAAAAGGAGGAACAAGAGAUCCUGUCGUCUAGAGUUAACAGUAGGCAAUCACCUGCAAAAGUACAAUCAAAAAACAAAUACUUGCAUUCUCCAGAGAGGCGGUCAGUGGCAGGGGAGCGAGGACAGCUGUUAGAGCUGUCCAAAGAGAGUAGUGAGGAAGAGGAUGAGGAAGAGGAUGAAGAAGAAGAGGACGAAGAGGAUGAAGAUGAGGAGGAAGAAGAGAACAUUCAGACAUCUCCCCCGCGGUUGACCAAACCACAGUCAGUUUCCAUUAAAAGAAAGAGGCCGUUUGUAGUAAAGAAGAAAAGGGGUCGUAAACGCCGGAGGAUCAACAGCAGUGUGACAACCGAGACGAUUUCUGAGACAACCGAGGUACUGCACGAGCCCUUUGACAACUCAGAUGAAGAGAGGCCCAUGCCGCAGCUGGAGCCUACCUGUGAGAUCAAGGUGCAGGAAGAGGGCAGGAAGCCAGUUCUCAGAAGAGCAUAUCAGCAUCAGCCGGGGAAGAAGAGGCAGACGGAGAAAGAGGAAGAGGAAGAAAAGGACAAUCAUCUCUUCAAGAAUGCUGCCCUCUGUAGAAACGACAUGGAUGAUAAUGCAGAAUGCUUGAAAGAAGGCAGCAGAGACAGUUCUGAAGCCCUGAAGUGCAAACACGCAUGGCCCAAAGGAACAAAGCGAGGGCUCUCCAAGUGGAAGCAGAACAAGGAGAGGAAGACGGGGUUUAAACUGAACCUGUACACCCCACCGGAAACACCCAUGGAGCCAGACGACCAGGUGGCAGUAGAAGAGCAGAAGGAGGUCUCAGAAGACAAGGGCAGCCCUGUGGGAACAGAGCGGGAGGUGACAGAGGCCCUGGAAACACCACUGCCUCAGGAAGGGAACAGAAAGGAAGAGACAGGCGCACCUGUGAGUCCUUGUAAAUCACCAAGUAAAAAGGUAGAUGAGGACCUCAUCAAAGGCGAGGAGGAGGAAGAGGAGGAGGAGGAAGAAGAGCGAGAGGAGGAGGAAGAAGGAGGAACUGCAGAAAAAGACCAAGAUGGUGCUGAAAGUAAAGAGAAAGAAGAAGAACCAGAAAUCUGCAUGGAAAAAGAAGAUCCUGUGCAUCUGGAUGAUCACGAGGAGGAGGAGGAAGAGGAGGAAGAGCCAUCUCACAAUGAGGACCAUGAUGCGGAUGAUGAAGAUGACAGUCACAUGGAGAGGGGUGACCUCCCAAAGGAAGCCUUCAAGGAUGCGCUAGAGAGCCAGGAAGCUUUUUUAGACCUUAGUGUUCAACCUGGUCAUUCUAACCCUGAGGUCCUUAUGGAUUGCGGCGUAGAUCUUGCAGUUGCAUGUACCAAUGAGACGAAAGAACUUUCUGGGGACACUGGAACUGCACCCGAGUCUGAUGAGGAGCCCCCAGAAGACCAGACUCAGAAGCAGGACCAGAAGAACUGUGAUGCUAUCAAUGAGGAGCUCAAAGAGGGAGGCACAGCCCCUGUGGAAAUUGACUCGGAGACCGUCCAGGCUGUUCAGUCUUUGACCCAAGAAAACAGGGAACACGAUGACACCUUUCAGGACUGUGCCGAGACUCAAGAAGCCUGUAGAACCCUGCAGAACUAUACACAUACAGACCAAAGUCCUCAAAUUGCCACCACUCUGGACGAAUGCCAACCGUCAGACCACAGCCCAGUUUCUUCUGUCCAUUCCCACCCUGGCCAGUCAGUUCGUUCUGUCAAUAGCCCCAGUGUCCCUGCCCUAGAGAAUAGCUAUGCCCAAAUCAGCCCUGAUCAGACUGCCAUCACAGUGCCACCUCUGCAGAGCAUGGAGACCAGCCCCAUGAUGGAUGUGCCGUCCGUCUCAGAUCACUCACAGCAAGUCGUUGACAGUGGCUUUAGUGACCUGGGCAGUAUCGAGAGCACAACGGAGAACUACGAAAACCCAAGCAGCUAUGACUCAACCAUGGGUGGCAGCAUCUGCGGAAACGGCUCUUCCCAGAACAGCUGCUCCUACAGCAGCCUCACCUCUAGCAAUCUGACGCAGAGCAGCUGUGCCGUCACCCAGCAGAUGUCCAACAUCAGCGGGAGCUGCAGCAUGCUGCAGCAGCCCAGCAUCAGCUCCCCUCCAACCUGCAGCGUCAAGUCUCCCCAAGGCUGUGUGGUAGAGAGGCCUCCCAGCAGCAACCAGCAGCUAGCUCAGUGCAGCAUGGCCGCCAACUUUACCCCACCCAUGCAGCUGGCUGACAUCCCCGAGACCAGCAAUGCCAACAUUGGCUUAUAUGAGCGAAUGGGUCAAAGUGAUUUUGGGGCUGGGCACUACCCACAGCCAUCUGCCACCUUCAGCCUUGCCAAACUGCAGCAGUUAACGAAUACCCUUAUUGACCAUUCAUUGCCUUACAGCCACUCUGCUGCUGUGACUUCCUAUGCAAACAGUGCCUCUUUGUCCACACCACUAAGUAACACAGGGCUUGUUCAGCUUUCUCAGUCCCCACACUCCGUCCCUGGGGGACCCCAAGCACAAGCUACCAUGACCCCACCCCCUAACCUGACUCCUCCUCCCAUGAAUCUGCCACCGCCUCUUUUGCAGCGGAACAUGGCUACUUCAAACAUUGGCAUCUCCCACAGCCAAAGACUGCAAACUCAGAUUGCCAGCAAGGGCCACGUCUCCAUGAGAACCAAGUCGGCAUCUCUGUCACCAGCCACUGCCCCCCAUCAGUCACAAAUCUAUGGGCGUUCCCAGACUGUAGCCAUGCAGGGUCCUGCACGGACUUUAACAAUGCAAAGAGGCAUGAACAUGAGUGUGAACUUGAUGCCAGCGCCGGCCUACAACGUCAACUCUGUGAACAUGAACAUGAACACUCUGAAUGCCAUGAACGGGUACAGCAUGUCCCAGCCAAUGAUGAACAGUGGCUACCAUAGCAACCAUGGCUACAUGAAUCAAACACCCCAGUACCCUAUGCAGAUGCAGAUGGGCAUGAUGGGGACCCAGCCAUAUGCCCAGCAGCCAAUGCAGACCCCACCCCACAGUAACAUGAUGUACACAGCCCCUGGACACCAUGGCUACAUGAACACAGGCAUGUCCAAACAAUCUCUCAAUGGGUCCUACAUGAGAAGGUAGGCAGCCUGGCAGCCCACAGAGCCCGCUGGGCCGCACUGUUGGAUUGAUCUGCACAAAUACCUUUGAAGAGUACGAUUUCAAAACCAGCAUUGGUGUGAAUGCAAAAACAUUGUUGGCACCAUUUAUUUAAAAAAAAAAAAAAGCUGUAUGCAGCAGAAAGCCUUAUACAAGUUGUUUUUCUUUUUUCUUUUUUUCUUUUUUGGUACCUUUGUUUCUGUUACUUUUCUAUAAAAUCCUCUGCAAAGGAAGGCCUCCCAUAGGACUACGGUUAGGGGCAGCCACUCUUGGUGCCUGCUUCCCUUAAACAGUGUGGAUACAAGCCCCUCCCCAGAUCACCUGUUUUAAUAUUGAACCCAGAGCUUUUUUCCUUCCUUGUCAACUCCAUGUAAAUGCCUUUAGCAUUUCAAUUACUGUAUAUUUUGUUUAAGGUGACACUUCCGCAUGCCGCUAAUGUCUUUGUUAGUGACAGUGCAUUUUGUAGUACUGUACAAGUGUUGUGCUAACGGUAAGCCAUUUCUUAAGUUUUUUGCCUUGAUUAGGGUACCCUAAUUUGAGGGUUUAAAAAAAAACUCUAUUUUUGUUAAUGAUAAAACUGUAAAGAGCUAUCAGAGCUGUCCCCAUCUGGUUAGUCAAGAGGGUUAUUGCUAACUGUUCGGUGUAAAGUUGAGACCCUUUUCCAUUCUGGUGGCAGGUUCCUUUGGGGGAAGGCAGCUUUCUGUUUUAUAAAUGCACACUUCUGUUUAUUGAAUGAAGCAUAUCUCAGUAUUUAUCUGUCAGGUUUUGAAGCAUUUCAUAUAUGUCCAAAUCCUUGGCAGGAUUAAAAAAAAAAAUAGUGAAUUUGGUGUAAAGUUGCUAUUUUAUGGAAAUGCCUCUAACUUUACAUUUUCAUUCCAUCUGUAGAUUUUUCUAUCUUUAUAAAAUAUUGGAGUUAUUUUUUAAGGAAAAAUAGAAGAGUAGCUUGUGAAUAGCUCAAACUAAGCUUACAAAUCGCAUGUAAAAAAGCAGAAAAGUUAUUUGUGUCUGUUUAUAUUGCUUCCUUUUGUAGCCUUUGUACCUAUACAGGUGACAGUGAGGGCCAAGCAGAGGCGCGACCUUGUAUAAAAUAGGAGCCAGCAGCACUCGCGUAUUUAUCUCUUCUCUUUUUAGUCAGUUACUUCAAAAAAAGAAAAAACAAAAAAAGCUGUACAUUUUAACAUAAAAUAAAUUAUGAUGAGCCAUUUU